Messenger RNA from Besnoitia besnoiti, 1788 nucleotides. RefSeq lists its product as uncharacterized. Lineage: Eukaryota; Apicomplexa; Conoidasida; Eucoccidiorida; Sarcocystidae. The coding region runs from base 1 to 1788 and encodes 595 amino acids. The record is from RefSeq and is a predicted model, not a curated record. The transcript has 6 exons.
AUGAGGACCUUGAAGAAGCUAACUUCUAUGCUGAGCCAACACCACACAGAGUGGGCGAACGCUGACCCCACAGGGACGAUGAGCCCUGAGAAACUAACGGCACUUGUCACAUCGGCUACUGUAAUGCAACCUGAGGGGGUCGACCUCAGUAGCCUGAAUCGUGUACUUGAGAACUGGAAGCAACAAAUCUCCCAAGGCCCCGUCGUCAGCAUGAUUCCUGGCGUGCCAACGCCUCCUCAAUUCUUGCAGCCGGCUUCGCCCUUGGCUACGUACGGGAUGCCAACCGCAACUGGACAGCCAGGCCUUGCUUCUGCAAUGGCAAACUUUGCCCAAUUCCCUCCCGCCCAGUACGCGCUGCCGCCAGUCCCCUUCUUCCAGAUAGCACCGCAGCCUGGUUACCAGUUGGCGUCUGCUGCGGUAGCCCCUGGGCCACGGGAGAACGGCACAGGCCCUAGCCAGGUCGCGUUAUCUCAGACGAUCCGCGAUGGACUGAAGGUGUUAGGCGGAGACGGCGCAAACAUGCAGGCGAAGAAGAUGCGCUCGCCUAAGCAUCUCAAAGCUGACGCCACCCCUGGCGAAGCUACCAAGAAGAUUGCGGAACUUUCAGCUGAUCAUUCGGUGUGUGAUGCUGGGCGAGAUGAAUUAUCCCGACGGUGUUCGGAUAUGAAGACUAAGAAGAGGGCUCGUUGCCAGCAGGAGUUGGGGGCCGACGCCGCUCCUGCAUCGCCACCGCAACGUGAUCGAAACCGUCCCGCCGGCUCUGGAUCGAAGGAAGGGUCACAACCUUCGAGCUGCUGUAUUCUUCUCACGCACUGCCCUCUAUACCUUUAUCGAGACAGAAGGCAUUCUUCCACUGCGGGCCUUUUGAACCUUGACGAGCAUAAGUAUAUGCUGGCGGGCGACCCCUCCGCUUCCUCGCACGCGGAGGCAUUCUCGUUUCCGUUCCUUGACAAAAUUCAAGCCCAGCUCCGUCAGCUGCAUCAGCCAGUCCAGCGAUGCCGAAAUGGACACGGUGACGCUGUAGGGGCCCAGACACGUGGCAUGGCGGCUGCGAGUGAAGCCGCACGAAGAAACGCUUUGGCGCUGGCUGAGGACCGGCGGCUCCUUCUGGAGGCUUCCAUGCGUUCUGACGUCGUCCACCAGUGCUUGCUGAAUAUUCUCGAUUCCAUCGUCGUCUCUCAACUUCGUACGGGCGUACCACAUUUCGCGAGUGGUGCGGACGCCCGUGAGACCGCAAAGGUGUGGAAGAGGCAGGCAGGCGCGAAAGAGUCACCAACUCCGGCGCAUUCGAGUGGCGUUCAUCUAGACAUCCUUUUGCACACUUUGGACGGCAAGCUGUUGCGUGUUUCCCCCUCUUUUCGCGUCCCCCGUAACUUCAAAGUAUUCAAGAAGGUUGCGUCAAUGGCGCUCUCGUCGCCCACUGGAAAACUAUGCGCGACGCCCACAGCACGAACAGAGAAAUGCCGCCGUCACGGUUGGGGAUCUGCUGAGAAGGACAGAGCACAGGCAGAUGACGAAGACUCAGCCGAGGAAGAUCGACAGGCGGGGAGCCUCCCAGAGGAGGAAGAAACCCUCAUCGAAGUGCUACAGCCCCCUUUCUGGCGGCAUCUGCCAGAACAGUUCAGCAUCUUAACAGGGGGAUACGAAUUCGACUCCAAGACGUGCUUUUACUUGGGCGACUCCUUAUGCCUCUUGGAUAUAGAACUUGAAUUUUGGCAACUAGAGGCUUCCUAUUGUGCAGAGCCCGCGGAGAUGGUGCUGUGUUAUGGUCUCGGAUAUAAGGCCUAG